Messenger RNA from Budorcas taxicolor (takin), 1518 nucleotides. RefSeq names its product solute carrier family 37 member 2 (gene SLC37A2). Gene Ontology annotation, cellular component: endoplasmic reticulum membrane. The transcript has 18 exons. NCBI's taxonomy places the organism in Eukaryota, Metazoa, Chordata, Mammalia, Artiodactyla, Bovidae. Gene Ontology annotation, biological process: glucose-6-phosphate transport; phosphate ion transmembrane transport. The record is from RefSeq and is a predicted model, not a curated record. Bases 1 to 1518 code for a protein of 505 amino acids. Gene Ontology annotation, molecular function: glucose 6-phosphate:phosphate antiporter activity.
AUGCGGUCCUCUCUGGCGCCCGGCAUCUGGUUCCUCCGCGCCUUCUCCAGGGACAGCAAGUACCGAGCCUUCAUCCUGCUCAUCACCUUCUUAAUCUACACCUGCUAUCACAUGUCCCGGAAGCCCAUCAGUGUCGUCAAGAGCCGUCUGCACCACAACUGCUCAGAGGUGAUCCAGCCCCUCAAUAGCACCCACAGUCUCAACGACACCACAUGGUGCAACUGGGCCCCCUUUGAUAAGAGCAACUACAAGGAGCUACUGGGGGCCGUGGACAACGCCUUCCUCGUGGCCUACGCCAUCGGCAUGUUCAUCAGUGGCAUUUUUGGGGAGCGGCUACCCCUCCGGUACUACCUCACAGCUGGAAUGCUGCUCAGCGGCCUUUUCACCUCACUGUUUGGCCUUGGGUAUUUCUGGAACAUCCACGUGCUCUGGUACUUUGUGCUGGUGCAGAUCUUCAAUGGACUUGUGCAGACCACGGGCUGGCCCGCCGUGGUGAGCUGCGUGGGCAACUGGUUCGGGAAGGGCAAGCGGGGGCUCAUCAUGGGCAUCUGGAACUCCCACACAUCCGUGGGCAACAUCCUGGGCUCCCUGCUGGCUGGCGUGUGGGUGGAUCAGCAGUGGGGCCUGUCCUUCGUGGUGCCCGGCGUCAUCACUGCCAUCAUGGGCAUCAUCACCUUCUUCUUCCUCAUCGAAUACCCAGAAGACGUGGACUGCUCCCCGCCUCAGCACCACGGUAAUCCAGAAGAGAGCCAAGACCACCCUGAGGACCCUGCAAACGGACCCAACUGUAACAAAGAGAGCAGCCUGGAGUCAGCUGUCACCUGCUCCAAGGAAGCAAGUGCUCAGCCUUCCGCCAUCAGCUUCUUCGGGGCCCUGCGCAUCCCGGGUGUGGUCGAGUUCUCCUUGUGUCUGCUCUUCGCCAAGCUGGUCAGUUACACCUUCCUCUACUGGCUGCCCCUGUACAUUUCCAAUGUGGUUCACUUCAGUGCCAAAGAGGCUGGGGACCUGUCCACGCUGUUCGAUGUUGGUGGCAUCAUAGGCGGCAUCUUGGCGGGGCUCGUCUCUGACUACAUCAACGGCAGGGCCACCACCUGCUGCGUCAUGCUGAUCUUGGCUGCCCCCAUGAUGUUCCUGUACAACCAUGUUGGCCAGAGAGGAAUCGGCAUCUCCAUAGUCAUGCUGCUUAUCUGUGGAGCCCUGGUCAAUGGCCCUUAUGCGCUCAUCACCACUGCUGUCUCGGCUGACCUGGGGACGCACAAGAGCCUGAAGGGCAACGCCAAGGCGCUGUCCACUGUCACAGCCAUCAUCGACGGCACUGGAUCCAUAGGUGCGGCUCUGGGGCCUCUGUUGGCCGGUCUCAUAUCCCCCACGGGCUGGAACAAUGUCUUCUACAUGCUCAUCGCUGCCGACGUCCUGGCCUGCUUGCUCCUCUGCCGGCUGGUGUACAAAGAGAUCCUGGCCUGGAAGUCAUCCCUGGGCAAAGACAGAGGCUCUAAUGUGGCCCUAACCCACGCGUGA